AUGUCGAUCAAAAUUCCUUUUCUGAGUGAGAUGCUUAAUCUGAGUCGCAAACGCGGAGAUCCUUUAUCUGAACCACAGCAGAUUGAACACAAGCUAUCUGAGUGGCAGCCUUCCUACCUCCAGCGACGAGUGUUGAUCAUAUUUGCGGUCCUAUUUUGUGGAGUCAUAGCUGCUCUCGAAGCACUCAACCAUGUCUCCGAAGUUCAUUAUGCAAUUGCCUCUUCAUACGAAAGCCGCCACUACCUGUGGACUUACGUACCCACUACCAUCUUCACUAUCAUCGCGACCUUUUGGUCGCGCGUUGAAUUUCAAGUGAAGCAAAGAGCGCCAUGGAAGUCGAUGGCUGAGAAGCCCGCGGAGGCUGGAGAAUCCAUACUAUUGGACUAUGUAUCUGGGAUGCAGCCAGCGUCACUGGCCAAAGCCAUAAAAAACAAGCACUUCGAUGUGGCGGCUGCAGUUGCCUGCUCUAUGCUUCUGCGUCUCUCGGUCAUUUUUUCAACCGGCCUCUUUUCACUGCAAACGGGUCAUGUCCGUCAAAAGUCGGUGUCAAUUACAAUUGUCAGUGAAAAUCGGAUCGCCAUUACUCAGGUCUCACUCCGUGUUACGGAGGUUUGCAUGAUACUAGGGAUCUUGCUCGCUGUUUCCAUGAUCAUUCUGGGGCCACACACGACCAUCGCACCUUGGAACCCGACUUCCCUUUCAUCUGUUGCCACGAUUAUGGCAAAAAGCAACGAAAUUGGUCGAUCACUUCGUGGAACAGGUGUGGCUCCAUCAGAUGCGCUUGGUGAUAGUCUGAAAGAGCGGCGCUACUAUUCACAACUUACGCCCGACGGCUUUUUGGUCAAAACAGAAGCAGUUGACAUCAGAAGACUCCACAAUCAAGAGAAACACACCUUGACAUGGGUACCAUUUCCUGGUCUCAUUGCUCGCGGUGUCAUAUUCAGUGCUGUCGCUUUACUUGCUGUAGCCUUGGAGAUUGCAUUCCGUGUCUCGCAAAAGAACGAUGGACUGGGAGACGUCUGCUCCAAUGGAUACCAGCAUUACCUGUGGACGAUUAUUCCCUCGCUAGUCAUGCUUAGCGUUGGUGUCUUGUUCGAAAGGAUGGACUUCAACACCCGAAGCCUCGUACCCUACGCACAGUUGAAACGGCCUGCCGGUGCGCUAUUCGAGGAAUCCAUGGCGGUGAAUUACCCAGAUUCGCUCCCCACAACCCACAUCGUCCGUUCAAUCCGCAGAAAACACUUUGCCAUUCUAGCUACUACAUUAGCUGCCUUGCUCACCUCGUUCCUAGUCAUCGUCACGAGCGGCUUGUACUCUACAGUCGAGGUUCCCCACCGGAUCAGUUUAAAUUUCACACAAGAGAGCACUCUUUACCAAGGCAAUUCAGCAGAUGCUGAUCAAAACUCCAGCGUGAUUGUUGCCAAAGAUAUUCUUCUGAAAAAUCUGACUUUCCCCCGCUGGACCUACGACGAGCUCGCAUUCCCUAAGCUUUCCAUGGAUAUGCCAUUGUCCAGCAAUGAUGCAGAGAAUUCAUUCGUGGACAUUCGGAUGCCUGCUUUGAGAGCUGCUCCUGCCUGUUAUUUCCAAACGGGCAGUCAACUGCAGUGGAAUUUUACAAAGGUCAAGUAUGGUAACGAGUCAACCUACCAACUCAGGGUUCUCGCACCUAGCAUGCCCUGUUCUCUGGAAGGCCAAGACGUGGGAUCGACUUCUUCGACUUCUUCGCCGGUUCUCCUCAGAUCCCAAGGCCUUUUCGGGCAAUCACUCAUGCUCCCAUGCGGCAACAGCCACAUUACUAAACCCGCAACCUUGUAUAUCUGGGGAGAUAUCCAAAUCGAUUCUGCGGAGAAUAUAAGUGCGAUGACAUGUAUUGGAGCCGCCGAAACAGUGGAUACCCUGACAAGAUUUCAUCUGCCUGGCUUCGACAUCACUGAUGACCAUCACCCAGUCCCUGACGAGUCAUCUGUCAGAUCAGCCCCAGAUGUUGAUAUCCCGUGGAUCAGUUGGAACAGUUUCAACACCACAGAUGCUACAGCCGAGAACCCAAACUUGGAUGGGUUUUUCGCAGCGCUGAUUAUGGGGAAAUAUGCGAUCCCAGCAGAAAAUCUCUUGAAUCCAGACUCCAGCGACAUGGUCAUCAAGGCAAUUAACCACCAGGAUAGGAUCCUCAAAGCACAGGUAUUUAACAAUUACUCUCGCGGUGCGGCAGACGGCGUGCUGGACCACGCUCAUGUACCCGGAAACGUUACGGUGUCGAACCGACUGCGUCUAUUGCAAGACGCAACGUCAACGCGCGUUCUUGAAGCGCUUCUCGCUUCUAUCCUCGUGCUGGGGAUCAUCAGUUCCAUUCUCAUCAACACGGAUCAUGUCUUGCCAGAGAACCCGUCCAGCAUUGCCGCCGUCGCUAGUCUUCUUGCUGACUCAAAUAUCCUCGCUCGAUACAAGAAGGUCGUGGGUGAUCCGAAUGAACGGUCCCUUGCUCAGGCUUUCUUUCCCCGGUGUCGCUUUUUCCUCGGGUUCCAGAGGGAUGUGUCUGAUCAAGGAGAUCCUUGGCAGUUAUCAGAAGACCAGGGUUGCGAGAAGUACUGUGUAUACUUUUCAGAGCGGGAUGGUGAGACGAUGCUGGGUAACGGGUCGAUGUGGAUGACGAAGGAAUUCCGGGCAAAGGGAACUAGGGUUGAAGAGCGGUUAGCAUAA
This is a messenger RNA of Penicillium egyptiacum, 2697 nucleotides long. NCBI's taxonomy places the organism in Eukaryota, Fungi, Ascomycota, Eurotiomycetes, Eurotiales, Aspergillaceae. The record is from the annotation of a GenBank genome assembly.